Molecule: messenger RNA, 834 nt
Organism: Kalmanozyma brasiliensis GHG001
Lineage: Eukaryota; Fungi; Basidiomycota; Ustilaginomycetes; Ustilaginales
Product: Triosephosphate isomerase
Exons: 1
Coding region: 1-834 (277 amino acids)
Biological process (GO): glycerol catabolic process; glyceraldehyde-3-phosphate biosynthetic process; glycolytic process
Cellular component (GO): cytosol
Molecular function (GO): triose-phosphate isomerase activity
Source: RefSeq, a predicted model, not a curated record
AUGUCGACCAGCGCCACCUCCUCGGGUCGACGACCCCUCGUCGGCGUCUCGUUCAAGAUGUACUUCGACAUUCCCAAGACCAAGUCCUACCUUGACGAGUCCAUCUCGCUCCUCUCGUCCAACCUCUCUUCGCUUGCUCAGCCCGCCGACGUCUUUGUCAUCCCCGAUUUUGUCACGUUGACCUCGGUCGCCUCUCAGAUCUCGUCUGCCAACUCGACGUUCCUGCUGGGCGCCCAGGAUGUACACUCACAAGACUCUGGUGCCUUUACUGGCGAGGUCUCCCCUAAAGUGCUCGCUCAGGCGGGCGUCAAAUUCGUCGAGAUCGGCCACGCGGAAAGAAGGCGAUACUUUGGCGAGACCGACGAAGACGUAGCCAACAAGGCCGCUGCCAUCGCCAAAAACGGCAUGGUCCCGCUCAUCUGCAUCGGCGAAGUGUCCAAGCCCAAGAACAUCAACGAUCUCUCUAUCAGCGACGUCGAGAUGGUCGUCGAAGAGUGCUGGAGACAGAUCCGACCCGCGCUGGAGGCCAUGGAUAACCAGGCUGAGGUAGUGUUGGCCUACGAACCGGUUUGGGCUAUCGGCAAGUCGGAGCCAGCGUCACCAGAGUACGUCGUCAAGAUCACAAAGGCGCUCAGGAGGAGAUAUAACAAGGACUACGUGGAAAGCGCAAAGGGCAGGACGGAUGCUUCCAUGCGUAUCUUGUACGGUGGCAGCGCUGGACCUGGAUUGUUUGCAAAGAUCAGGGAAGGUGUCGACGGGCUGUUCUUGGGUCGAUUCGCUCACCAGCCCCAGGCGUUCAUCGAGACGAUCAAGGAGAUCGCUGGGACAAAGUGA